Propithecus coquereli (Coquerel's sifaka) is the source of this 795-nucleotide messenger RNA. RefSeq names its product sucrase-isomaltase, intestinal-like. Gene Ontology annotation, biological process: carbohydrate metabolic process. Bases 1 to 795 code for a protein of 264 amino acids. Lineage: Eukaryota; Metazoa; Chordata; Mammalia; Primates; Indriidae. The record is from RefSeq and is a predicted model, not a curated record. The transcript has 8 exons. Gene Ontology annotation, molecular function: alpha-1,4-glucosidase activity.
AUGGUUAUUUCUCGUUCCACAUAUCCUACUGGUGGACAGUGGGCGGGACACUGGCUUGGAGACAACUAUGCACGAUGGGACAAUCUGGAUAAAUCGAUCAUUGGUAUGAUGGAAUUUAGUCUCUUUGGAAUAUCAUAUAGACAAGAUCCUGCUUCUUGGAAUGAAACUUUCUCUAAUAUGUCAAGGAACAUUCUAAAUAUCAGAUACAGCUUAUUGCCCUAUUUCUAUACACAAAUGCAUGAAAUUCAUGCUCAUGGUGGCACUGUUAUCCGACCCCUUUUGCAUGAGUUCUUCAAUGAAAAGCCAACCUGGGAUAUAUUUAAGCAGUUCUUAUGGGGUCCAGCAUUUAUGGUUACCCCUGUAUUGGAACCCUAUGCUGAAGUUGUAUAUGCCUAUGUCCCUAAUGCUCGGUGGUUUGACUACCAUACAGGCCAAGAUAUUGGUCUCAGAGGACAAUUUCUUUAUUUUGAUACUCCUUUUGAUACAAUAAACUUACAUGUCCGUGGUGGCUACAUCCUACCGUGUCAAGAGCCUGCUCAAAACACAUUUUUCAGUCGACAAAAUUACAUGAGACUUAUCGUUGCUGCUGAUGAUAAUCAAAUGGCACAAGGAUCUCUGUUCUGGGAUGAUGGAGAGAGUAUAGGUGUUUACAUCUUACUUUAUAGAAAUAAGAGUUUCAGUAACAUUCGCAGAGCUAAAAUGAUCAGUUGCCAGGAGCAGGGCAUCAAAAGAAUCAACAGUGAUGAAGUCCAUCUUCAGUCUGGAAAAGAGCUGGCUCAGCUGAUGCUCUUGUGA